UAUAGCCUAUCGCACGGCUCGCGUGUAGGGUCCUCUUCCAACUUUGUGUUUUCUUUAACAUAAAACUGUAUGAAAUUAUCAGGAACGUCAUGUAAGAACAGCACUAACGCUUUAGGACCACCAUGAGCGACAUUCGCCAUUCCCUGCUGAGGCGGGAUGCCCUGAGCGCUGCCAAGGAGGUACUCUACCACCUCGAUAUCUACUUCAGCAGUCAGUUGCAGAGCACUGCUGUGCCCAUCGUGGACAAAGGCACCAUCGAGCUUGUUGAGGAGUUCAUCUUCCACGUGUCCAAAGACCGCAACAUUCAACUAAAACGAAUGAGCUCUAUGCAGGAGCUGCAGCUGCUCGAGAUCAUGUGCAGCUACUUCCAGGAGCAGAGCAAGGAUGCCGUGCGCCAGCUCAUCUUCUCUGCCCUCUUCAGCCCCCAAGGUGGCAAGGCGGACGACAGCCGCAUGGCGAUGAUGGGCAAGCUGGUCUCUAUGGCGGUGGCCGUGUGCCGGGUGCCCAUUUUGGAGUGUGCUGCAUCAUGGCUGCAGCGGACCCAUGCCCUGUACUGUGUGCGGCUCGCCAAGGUCCUGGUUGAUGACUACUGCAGCCUGGUUCCCGGCUCUAUACAGACCCUCAGACAGAUCUACACAGCCAGUCCCCGCUUCUGCUGCCAGUUCAUCACAGCUGUAACGGCCCUAUAUGACCUCUCCUCAGAGGAGUUGAUACCUUCCUCUGGCCUGUUGGAGAUGGUGGUCACCUGGAUCACUGAUGACCCCCGACUCAGCCUCAUCACCUUCCUCAACAUGCCCAUCUCAGCCAACAUGCCCCUGGGCUCAUUGGGCAUCACUCCCUUGGUUGGGUUGGUGCGUUGGUGUGCUAAAUCCCCACUGUCCUACAAGAGGAACUCCAAGGCUCCUGUGGCUAAUGGUCACACAGGCAAGCUGGCCAGGGAGUCUGUGGAGGAAGGCGUGGACCUGGACCCCCUCUACUCUAAGCUCCAUCUUAGCGUCCUUCAGAUCCUGCUGAUGCUGCAGGCCCACCUGACGGAGAAGAACCUGUUUGGGCGGCUGGAGCUCCUACAGUUUGAGCAGAUGGUCCAGCUGGUGGAGGAGCUGGGCCGGCUGGUGGAGGAACUGAACCCCCUCAAUGCCACCAGGGAGAUUGAGCUGUCACUCAAUAGGCUGGCCCAGGUGUUGCAGGUUGCUAUGGCAUCAGGAGCACUGCUCUGCACACGAGAGGACCUGAGACCUAUUUGUUCCAGAUUGCCCCACAACAAUUUACUUCAGCUGGUCAUGUCAGGUCCAGUCCAGCAACCUCCCCAUUCUGCAUUUCAGCCUGGGUUUUACCCCCACAUCCACACACCACCGCUAGGCUACCCUCCUCGCCCGUCCACACCGGCUGCCGCAGCACACCCUGCGCACCCCUCAUUCAUCCCAGGGAUGAGCUUUCCAUACCGACCCAUGCGUUAACAAAAGGUUGUGUGUAUUCUGUUUGAGUAUGCAGGUGUGUGUGUACAUGAAAGUCAAAAAACUAAAACAGCUACAAUCCUCAAUUGACAAUAGACAGUAGCCCUGUUCACUGGCAUAGUAAAGGAACAUAUGUCCUUUCUUAAACCAAAGGAAGGUCGACAAGCUGUGAAAGACCAAUACAGAUGUGAUGGCAAAUUUUUUUUUUUUGUAAAAAUUUUAAGUUGUAUUUCAAAACAGAAGUAAUAGGGUCCUCAGGGGUUAUCCAAGGCCAGCUUCUAUAAACUACUGAAAAUAGCUAAUGAAACAAACUUAGAAGGCAGAUGAUUUCCAUGAUUUAAUCCGUUGUGGUUUUUAUAUGGACUAUUUUGUAGAGGUAUAUCUAAUCCCACAAGUCUUUUGUAAAAUCUGUCCUUUGGCCAAAUAACCUGUCUUUAAAAAACUCUUUAUAAAAAUCUGCCAAAGUGAAACAAAAGUGAACUAAGUUCCUAUUUCAGCAUUUUAGAAAAUUUUUUUUCAAAACAGUAACAUUGGUACAAGUAACAAAAUGCAGUUGUUUCAGAAUACAGGGUGAAAAAUAUGGCAAGUUCAUUCCAUGCUUUAUUGCUGCAUAUGUUUGUGUUUAAAGCUACCCUUGUUUUUGGGCAGUUGUAAUAAAAUUUUUUAUACAUUAAA
Molecule: messenger RNA, 2129 nt
Organism: Scleropages formosus (Asian bonytongue)
Lineage: Eukaryota; Metazoa; Chordata; Actinopteri; Osteoglossiformes; Osteoglossidae
Gene: ints15
Product: integrator complex subunit 15
Exons: 7
Coding region: 123-1457 (444 amino acids)
Source: RefSeq, a predicted model, not a curated record